AUGCAGUUCUCCACCAUCGUCACCAUCCUCUUCGUCGGCGCUGCCGCCGCUUUGCCUCAAGCAACCCCCACCAGCGUCGCCAAUACCACCACCAGCGCGGUCCCUACUGCCACGGCGACUUGCAGCCCCGGCCCCGUGGUCGAGUACACGGUCCAGCCCGACGACAACCUGACUAUCGUGUCGCAGAAGCUCAACUCUGGCAUCUGCAACAUCGCCACGCUCAACAACCUGUCCAACCCCAACUACAUUGUCCAGGGCAGCGUGCUCGAGGUCCCGACCUACCCCUGCACCAUCGACAACAUCUCCUGCCUGGCCAAGCCCGGCCAAAACAACUCCUGCGCCACCGACGUUGCCUCCACCUACACCAUUGUCUCGGGCGACACCUUCUUCCUGGUUGCGCAAAGUUUCAACCUGAGCGUAGAUGCGCUCCAGGCCGCCAACCAGGGCGUCGACCCUCUCCUGCUCCAGGUCGACCAGGUCAUCAACAUCCCGAUCUGCACGAACUAA
This is a messenger RNA of Pyricularia grisea, 507 nucleotides long. RefSeq lists its product as uncharacterized. Bases 1 to 507 code for a protein of 168 amino acids. The transcript is spliced from 2 exons. The record is from RefSeq and is a predicted model, not a curated record. NCBI's taxonomy places the organism in Eukaryota, Fungi, Ascomycota, Sordariomycetes, Magnaporthales, Pyriculariaceae.